Miscanthus lutarioriparius is the source of this 357-nucleotide messenger RNA. The record is from the annotation of a GenBank genome assembly. Lineage: Eukaryota; Viridiplantae; Streptophyta; Magnoliopsida; Poales; Poaceae.
AUGGUGUUGCUGGAGCCGGUGGAGGGACGGUGGGCGCCCCUGCCAUGGCCAAGCGAGAGCCUCCCCCUCUUCUGCCAGGUGGUCAUCGUGGAUGGCGCCGGCGGGCAUGGGAGGAAGCGGCUGAUGGUGGUCGGCGGCUGGCACCCGGAGACGUGGGCCCAGACGGACACGGUGUUCGUCUACGACUUCCUGACAUGCGCGUGGCGGCGCGGCACACCCAUGCCGGGCCCGUGCCGUUCCUUCUUCGCCUGCGCGGCUGUCGGCGGCGCCGUGUAUGUGGCCGGUGGCCACGACGACGAGAAGAACGCCCUGCGGUCAGCACUCGCCUACGACCCGGACGCCGACGUGUGGGCAUAG